Adineta ricciae is the source of this 1170-nucleotide messenger RNA. The record is from the annotation of a GenBank genome assembly. Lineage: Eukaryota; Metazoa; Rotifera; Eurotatoria; Adinetida; Adinetidae.
AUGUCGCUAUGGUCACAUAGAACUCAAAUAUUUGUUUUAUAUGGUGGUUUUCCAUUGGCUGCUAUAAGUCUUAUUGGUUGUAUAAUGAAUAUAAUUACAUUUUCAUCUGUACGAAUGUAUCGUUCUCGAUCAUGUACUUUCUAUUUAUCCAUAGCAGCAGUUGCUCGAUGUUUACAUAUAUUAGUUGCAGGAUUAUCUCGUGUUCUUGCAAUUGGUUUUAAUAUUGAUCCAAGUAUUAUUUCUCCUUUAUGGUGUAAAAUGAGAUUAUAUAUGAUCAUAACUUGUUAUGGUAUAGCAGUUACAUGUGAAUGUUUGGCGACAGUUGAUAGUUUUUCAAUGACAUCACUUUUAGUUAAUAUACGACGAUGGAGUAACAUCAAACGAGCGCAUCAAAUUGUUGUUUGUGUAAUUCUUUUCUGGGCACUUCACAAUCUGCCAAAUAUUAUAUUUUUUAAUUUAAAUGCUAAUAGUUGUGUCAGUUCUAGUAGCAUUUGGUCCUUUUAUGUCAAUUAUAUUAUUAAUUGGGCUUUGAAUUUAAUAAUUCCAUUGACUAUUUGUACUGUAUUUGGUAUACUUACAUAUCGAAAUAUACGCACUUUAAAGGCAACAAAUCAAUUACAAAGAGCAGAACGUCAACUUACCCAUAUGAUUUUUGGACAACUAAUAGUAAUUAUUAGUCCCAUUAUGAUCUAUGUAGCUUAUUUUAUAUACGCAUCAUCAAUGACAACAUUAAACAAAACAACAGAACAAAAUGCUUUUGAAUAUUUUAUCUAUAAUGUUGUUAAUAUAAUAUUUGCUUUUAUUUAUGGAGUAUGUAUCAUAUUCUAUCGACAUAAUAUGUUAUCCAUACCGUCUAAUGCCGUUUCCUUCAUUAAAUCUCAAAAGGGCAAUAAAAUGUUGGUCAUGAAUGAUUACAUAUUUAAGUUCAACAAAACAGUGGGACCAACAAAGUAUUAUCGUUGUAAACAUUCGCGAUGUAUUGUGACUUUACAUACUGAUCUGAAUGACGUUAUAUCGAAAUUUAAUGGUGAGCAUUGUCAUCCACCUGAACCUGAAGAGAUCGAAAUUCGAAAGUUUAAAGAAGCUGUGAAAAUCGUGCUAAACUUGAAACUACGCCCAUCCCUCAAAUCUAUGAUGAAGAAGCAAUACGAUUUGACAUGUCAAAAUUAA